This is a messenger RNA of Poecilia reticulata (guppy), 1294 nucleotides long. It is a transcript of the gene noto, whose product is annotated as notochord homeobox. Gene Ontology annotation, molecular function: RNA polymerase II cis-regulatory region sequence-specific DNA binding; DNA-binding transcription factor activity, RNA polymerase II-specific. NCBI's taxonomy places the organism in Eukaryota, Metazoa, Chordata, Actinopteri, Cyprinodontiformes, Poeciliidae. The record is from RefSeq and is a predicted model, not a curated record. Gene Ontology annotation, cellular component: nucleus. Gene Ontology annotation, biological process: neuron differentiation; regulation of transcription by RNA polymerase II; central nervous system development.
CUCGGUAAACAGCACUGCUGGGGGUGGGUGGUCCGGGACUUGGGGCAUCAGAAGACGCGCGGUCAUUGUUGAGCUACCGGUGGAGAGCGUCUGUGUUUGCCCUCUUCAUUAGACAUUCUAGUGUCAUGUCGGCAGAAUAAAUAAAAAGGAGCGGAGGUCAAAGGGAACGAGCGGUGUUGAAAUGUGUUUUAACAGUCACUUAAAGCUGCGGACGCUCUCUGUCGCUUUCCAAAUGAUGGAAAUGAGCCUGGAAAGUUUGCAGAGCUGGAAGUAAUCCCGAGUUAAAAGAGGGGGAGACUCUCCGGAUAGUAGAGCAAAUUUGAAACAUGCAGAUUCCGAACAGACCAAUGGAAACUGGCGGAUUCUCCGUGCGUAAUUACGCACAGGCCUCACUAUGCGCUCAGAGCGACGGGAGCCGCUGCGCUCCGGUCGCGAAGGCUCCAAGCGGGAAGUCUUUCACCAUCGAGGCUCUGCUCGCCAAGCCGGAGGAGGCGGCACCCAGAGACCGGAGCAGACCAACCCAAUGCGAGGUAAAAUACCCGCAAAACGCGCCUCCUCCGCACCUGGCAGGGUUAACGCUUCCACCGGCACAAUACCUCUAUUCAUCCAACGCGUUGCACCCCAGCAUUCACCCGCAGCCUGGAUAUUCCGUCUACUGCUACCCGCCGUUCACCUACGCACCAUCCUGCCGGGGAGCGUUUUACGCACAAGCUACSGUGUCCAAAGCGAACGCAGCGAUGCACCAGUUCAAGACGAAAGGCGGAAAGUCGAAACGCAUGCGCACCAGCUUCACCAGCGAGCAGCUGUCCCGGCUGGAGAAGGAGUUCGCCCGGCAGCAGUACAUGGUGGGAUCCGAGAGGUUCCUCCUGGCCUCCGCUCUGCAGCUCACAGAGGCUCAGGUCAAAGUCUGGUUCCAGAACAGACGCAUCAAGUGGCGCAAGCAGAGUCUGGAGCAGCAGCAGGCCAAGCUGGCCAAACUGGGACUGGCGGCUCCACCGAAGAGUCCCGGAUCUCAGGGCCACGGAGACGAAGGCGACGAAGACGAGGACUUCUCCGACUCGGAUGUGGAUAUUGAUGUUUCCGAUGACUCUGUGGACCACUGUUGACCAUUUCGGAACAAAGACUUCCCUGUACAUAGCGCUGAGAAAGGAGACGGCUGCCUCCGACUAUGACUAUUUAAUAGAUUUAUACUUAUAUAUUUAAUUUUCUACUUUUAUUCCUCGGAGAUGAGAACGUAUCCUGUAUCGUUUUAUGUCUGACAUAUUUUUAAAUAUAUUUUAGGACUUUAAUGCCA